Messenger RNA from Ochotona curzoniae (black-lipped pika), 3180 nucleotides. RefSeq names its product zinc finger protein 263. Gene Ontology annotation, biological process: regulation of transcription by RNA polymerase II. Bases 292 to 2346 code for a protein of 684 amino acids. Gene Ontology annotation, molecular function: RNA polymerase II cis-regulatory region sequence-specific DNA binding; DNA-binding transcription factor activity, RNA polymerase II-specific. The transcript is spliced from 6 exons. NCBI's taxonomy places the organism in Eukaryota, Metazoa, Chordata, Mammalia, Lagomorpha, Ochotonidae. The record is from RefSeq and is a predicted model, not a curated record.
CUUCCGGCUCGAGGGCCGAGGCUGGAGAGUGUCCGGCACUUGAUGAGGAACACAUUCUUCGAGUUUUACCUCAGGAAGGUCUGGCCAAGGCAGGUCGAGGGGCUGGGCGGCGGCUCCCAGGACAGGCCGAGGUCGAAGCGCUGGAGCUAGCCGCGCCGCUGCCGCGCCCGGGGUCCUGUGCCGGGACUCGGAGCCCCUGGCCCGGACGCUCCUGCCUAGGCUGUCCACCCUCGGUAGCGGCCGGAGCGGGCACAGCCGGUCCAGAGGGCCCAGCUGCCCGGGGUCCUGACGAUGGCUUCGGACACGAUCUCUCAGGAACGGGAAGGGCUGCUGAUCGUGAAGCUGGAGGAGGACUGCGCCUGGAGCCAGGAGCUGCCCCCCGCUGACCCGGCGCCCAGCCCAGAGGCCUCCCACCUGCGUUUCAGAGGCUUCCGUUUCCAGGAGGCUGCCGGCCCCCGGGAAGCCCUCAGCCGGCUCCAGGAGCUGUGCCACGGCUGGCUGCGACCGGAGCUGCGCACCAAGGAGCAGAUCCUGGAGCUGCUGGUGCUCGAGCAGUUUCUGACCAUCCUGCCCCGGGAGAUCCAGGCCCGCGUGCAGGAGUUACACCCGGAGAGCGGGGAAGAAGCCGUGACCCUGGUGGAGGACAUGCAGAGAGAGCUCGGGAGGCUGAGGCACCAGGUCACAAACCGUGGGCGGGGAACAGAAGUACUUUUGGAGGAGCCUUUGCCUCUGGAAACAGCCCGAGAGUCACCGAGCUUCAAGUUGGAGCCCCUGGAGACUGAGCGAAGCCCUGGCCCCAGGCUGCAGGAGCUGCUAGGUCCCAGCCCCACAGGGGACCCCCAGGCUGUAAAGGAGAGGGCAUUAUCUGCUCCCUGGCUUUCUCUCUUUCCUCCUGAAGGGAACCUGGAAGACAAGGCUGUGACUGGGCCCCAGUUGCCUGAGAGCUUAGAGAAUGUGGCAGUGUUCAUGUCCCCGGAGGAAUGGGGACAUCGGGAUCCUAGUAAGAGCGCCUUCUCCAGGGACCUGGUGCAGGAGAAUUGUAAGGUGGUGAAUUCACUGGAGUCACACAUUCCCAGUCAGGAAGCCCUAGGCACCCAGGUGGACCAGGGAAGAAAGCCACGGGACCCCGGCAUCCAGGCAUGCAAGGAGGCCCUGGGCCCCCGAAGCCCAGCUCCAGGGGAGGAGAAAUUUGAGAAGCCAGAAGAAAGUACUCAGUUUAAUUCCCCUGAGAACACACACCCUCAGGCGCUGCUGCCAGGCCAGGCCAGAAGUGAGGUGCCCUGGAGUCCUGAGCAAGGAAGACCUCAUGACAGGGCAGACUGGCGCUGGGAGCCUCCCUCAGAGGCCACAGCGGAACAGGCGUUGGUGGGAACCACAAGUUACAGAGAACUGGGGCAAUCCAAGGAAGCACAGCCGAAGAAGCUCCAUUUGUGUCCCUUGUGUGGGAAGAACUUCUCCAACAACUCAAACCUAAUUAGGCACCAGCGAAUUCAUGCUGCGGAAAGACUAUGUGUGGGUGUGGACUGUGGUGAAGUUUAUGCUGGGAACCCUCACUUCCUGUCCCUGCAGUGGGCACACCUUGGGGAGGAGGCCCAUAAGUGCCUCGAAUGUGGCAAAUGCUUUAGUCAGAAUACUCACUUGACCCGCCAUCAGCGUACCCACACAGGUGAGAAACCUUAUCAGUGUAACAUCUGUGGAAAAAGCUUCUCGUGCAACUCCAACCUCCACAGGCACCAGAGAACACACACCGGGGAAAAGCCGUACAAGUGUCCUGAGUGCGGGGAGAUCUUUGCCCAUAGCUCUAACCUCCUUCGGCACCAGAGAAUUCAUACAGGAGAGAGACCCUAUAAGUGUACUGAGUGUGGGAAAAGUUUCUCCAGGAGUUCACACCUUGUCAUUCAUGAAAGAACUCAUGAGAGAGAGAGACUUUACCCCUUCACCGAGUGUGGGGAAGCCAGGAAUGAUAGCACCCCUUUUCUUACGAACCACGGGACCCCCAAGGCAGAGAAGAAACUGUUUGAGUGUUUAACCUGUGGGAAAAGCUUCCGGCAGGGUAUGCACCUCACAAGACAUCAGAGGACACACACAGGAGAGAAACCAUACAAAUGUACCCUUUGUGGGGAGAACUUCUCUCACAGGUCUAACCUAAUCAGGCACCAGAGGAUUCACACAGGAGAGAAGCCAUACACCUGUCAUGAAUGUGGAGACAGCUUCUCUCACAGUUCCAACCGGAUUCGGCAUCUGAGAACCCACACAGGAGAAAGACCCUAUAAAUGUUCUGAAUGUGGAGAGAGCUUCUCUCGGAGUUCACGCCUCAUGAGUCAUCAGAGGACUCACACCGGCUAGGUAGAGAGGUGUUUCUCUUUGCCCCAUUCGGUGGCAUGUUCAGAAGGGCCUGUUGUCUAAAGCUGGGAUUCCUUGCUCAGCCACCCAGACGUGCACUUCUGCAUUUUCCAGGUGAUUAACAUCAAUGGGGAGUGUAGUGUGAGAGAGGCACAGAGGCUGCAAAGGAUUGGUAUGGAACUGAAGCAGCUGUGUCUGCGCUGCUAAAGACGGAAGUCUGAGGGAACCUGCUCGAAGCAGAGGUCGCUGUGUGUCUGGCCUGUCCCAAGGUGUGCUGCCUCUCCUGGUGUAUUUUGCCAAGAUGUGAUUUGGGUACCUACCUUAUUGUGUCUGAUGUUUGUCCCAAAAGCUGUGGAAACACAUCUUUCUGUUACUACUUUCUGAUUUGGGACAUUGAGUAGGAGUAUUUGGGCCCCUGGGGACUGGGAAGCCGGUGAAGAGGGGCCAGGUCUCGUAGAGCUCAACAGGAGACUGCUUGUGAGUUGCAGUGUUCCCAGAGGCCGUGGGCUGCAUAGGUCAGCCACCACACCCCGCAAGGGCCCACAAGCACACCACACAUGUAGAUGUUACCUCAGACAAGCAGGGACCUAUGGGACUUACAGCUUUUCAAGAAAUUGGCAGUGGAGUUUGUGGUCUGGUUCCUCUUCCUUUGGCAAAGGUUCGCUCCCCCACCUUUGUCACAAGUGAUCAACAGAGCUUUGGAGCCUUACUCCUGGGCAGUGUUCUCUGAAAGGUGAAUUCCCUGGGAAACUUUGGAAAUGGGGCUCCUAGGAAAAUUAGUGACUGUGUCCUUCCUUGUAGAAAAUGUUUGAAUGGUAAAUAAACAUCUCCAGGAAA